Molecule: messenger RNA, 2382 nt
Organism: Penicillium manginii
Lineage: Eukaryota; Fungi; Ascomycota; Eurotiomycetes; Eurotiales; Aspergillaceae
Product: OPT family oligopeptide transporter
Exons: 2
Coding region: 1-2382 (793 amino acids)
Biological process (GO): transmembrane transport
Molecular function (GO): oligopeptide transmembrane transporter activity
Source: RefSeq, a predicted model, not a curated record
AUGGCUCUUCUCGGGGUGUUUCGACGACGGCACCACCCAGCCCCAGCCAGCGAGUACUCAGAACAGACAAACGAGGAACAUGUGGAUACUCCUUCUACACCAAAAGUGACAGACGACAAGCUGCCCAAUUCAGAGAAGGUGCAGGUGUCUGAGACUUUGGCGAUUGAAGAAGAAAGCCACGACGAUCCUGAAAUCGCUGCGCUUCCUCUACAGGUGCGACAGUUGAUCAACUUGACCGACGACCCCACUCUACCUACAAUCACAUUUCGCUACUUUGUUCUCGCGGCCAUUUUUGUUAUUCCUGGGGCCUUUCUGUCUCAGUUGAGUUACUUCCGCACAACCAGUGCGAGCUACUCGGUCUUUUUCGUCCAAAUCGCCUGUCACUAUGCCGGCCAUUUCCUCGCGCGAGUUUUGCCUGCUUGGACAAUCCGACUUCCUGGUACAAGCCGGGGCUUUAGUCUGAAUCCUGGACCUUGGAGUAUCAAGGAGCAUGUGCUGCAGCUUCGGGGGGCAACCUACAACAUGGGAUAUGCUCCGAUCGUCCUAGCCGAGCUAUGGUACGGCAACAGAAUCCAACCCGCGGUUGCAAUCUUCUUUAUGCUCGCGAUCGUGUGGAUUGGAUACUCUUUUGCGGCUCUUGCUCGUCAGAUUCUUCUGCCAGACCCGGAGUACAUCUGGCCGCAGGCCUUGAUGCAGACGACCCUGUUCGAAACGUUCCGACGAACAGACACAACGUCGCGUCUGGCUCGGCGCCAGAUGAAGUUCUUUUUCUUCUCUCUUCUGGCAAUGACUCUCUGGCAAUUUUUGCCUGAAUAUGUUUUCCCAUUCACUUCUUCAUUGGCCUUCCUUUGCUGGGUUGCGCCUCGGAACCCCGUUGCCAAUUUCAUCGGGUCUGGCUUGGGCGGCAUGGGGUUCCUCAAUCUAUCCCUGGAUUGGUCAAAUGUCAACUGGAACGGGUCCUCGAUUUUACUUACCCCGUGGUGGACACAGGUCAUCCUGUUCCUUGCCUUUGCCUUCAAUUGUUGGGUGCUGUUACCCGCGGCGAAAUGGGGAAAUCUCGGUUCUUUCAAGCAUGGUCUCAUGUCCAACAGUCUGUUCAUGGCAAAUGGAACCAAAUAUCCCACAGCAGAGGUGCUCACUCCAACCUUUAACCUCAAUGAGACCGCGUAUGAGCACUACGGUCCAAUGUACAUGGGUACUCAAAAUGUGUGGUCGACAUUUUUCGAUUACGCAAAGCUCCCAGCGGCGAUUACUUGGAUCCUCACCUUCGGCUACACCCAAGUCAGCAGCAAUCUCAAAAAGAUUUUCGCAAAUCGGAAGGAUUCCCAGAAGGCCCAAGAUGGCCAGAAUGCUCAAUCCGCUCAAGGAGAGGGGAUUCACUACAAGUAUCAUGAUCGCCUCAAUGUCAUCCAGCGAAACUACAAGGAAAUCCCAUCUUGGUGGUAUAUUGCACUAUUCUCAGUGGGAUUCGUCAUUCUGAUCACCAGUAUCGCGUGCGGAUAUCUUUUCAUCCCCAUCUGGACAUUGUUUGUGGCCCUGGCCAGUGCGGCAAUCUUCGUGAUCCCUUUCGCAUGGCUAUAUGCCAUUUCCAACUAUCAGCUUGAGACCGGUUCCUUCAAUGAGUUGAUGUACGGAUACAUGGUGCACACCAAAGCUGGCUCUGGGCAUCAACACCCGUGCGGUCCCUCAAUCUACGGCUCUAUUGCUGGAGAUGCAUGGUACCGGGCACAGUACAUGCUUCAAGAUCAGAAAAUCGGUCAUUACAUGCAUAUCCCGCCGCGCGAGGUGUUCUUCUCGCAGAUUUUCGGCACGUUGAUGGGCGUCCCCAUCAACUACGCAGUUAUUCGCUGGGUUAUGGACACCAAGGGCGAUUUCCUGACAGGCAAAAAGACUGACCCCCUCAACCAGUGGACUGGUCAGAAACUUGUCAGCCAAAAUACGAUGGGCAUCCAGUACGCCGUUCUGGGGCCCAAACGACUUUUCGCAGAGGCCGAGAUGGCGCCACUUCCAUGGUCCUUUCUUGUUGGUGCUGUCAUUCCACCGGUUCUAUUCGUGUUUCAUCGCUUCUUCCCGCGCCUUCGGAUUGAUUUGUGGAACGUUAGUAUCUUCUUCGGAGGUCUGGCGAUGUUCUACGGUAAUGUCAGUACUGGAUAUACGUCGGCCAUCAUUGGUGCGUACAUAUCGAUGUACUGGGCUUACCGGCGUCACUUUGAGGUGUGGAAGCGUUACAACUACCUAGUUGCAGCCGCGUUUGAUGCCGGGUUCAACUUGAACAUGUUGCUUAUUUUCCUGUUCUUCGGAUCUGGAAAGCAGAUCUCGAUGCCAAAGUGGUGGGGCAAUAAUGAGAUCUCUGUCGAGCGAUGCUUUGCUCUGAGUAGUUAG